Messenger RNA from Arachis ipaensis, 966 nucleotides. NCBI's taxonomy places the organism in Eukaryota, Viridiplantae, Streptophyta, Magnoliopsida, Fabales, Fabaceae. The record is from RefSeq and is a predicted model, not a curated record.
AUGAUCAUUUUUGGAGAUGAUGUUGAUGGUAUCUCUGAUCUUAAAGCAUCCCUUCACCAUACUUUUGAGAUGAAAGAUCUUGGUUCUCUCAGUUAUUUUCUUGGCCUUGAAGUCAUAUCCAUAGAUGAUGGUAUCUAUCUCUCUCAAGCUAAGUAUGCUUCGGAUCUUCUUGCUCGAGCCGACAUUACAGAUAGUCAUACUGAGUCUACUUCUCUUGAGCCUAAUGUUUGGUUUACUCUUAUAGAUGACACUGUUUUGGAUAAUCUUACUCUUUAUCAACAGUUAGUUGGAGGUCUCGUUUACUUGACUGUCACACGACCGGACAUCGCCUAUCUAGUUCAUGUUCUUAGCCAGUUCUUGUCGGCUCCUCGUGCUACUCACUAUGCGGCAGUUCUUCGCAUUCUUUACUACAUUAAAGGCACUCUAUUUCAUGGCCUUUAUUUUUUUGCCCAUUCAUCUUUAACCUUUCAAGCGUACUCAGAUGCUGAUUGGGCUAGUGAUCCCACUGAUCGUCAUUCUACUAUUGAUUAUUGUUUGUUUCUUGUUGACUCUCUCAUUUCAUGGCGAGUCAAGAAGCAAAUGUUCAUUGCUCGAUCAAGUAUCGAAGUUGAAUACUAUGCUCUCGCUGACACCAUUGCUGGGGUUGUCUCGAUUCGUUGGCUUCUCGAAAACUUGGGUGCUCCUCAAUCCUCCCUAACUGACAUUUUUUAUGACAACUACAGUGCUAUUCUAAUUGCCCAUAAUGAUGUUUUUCAUGAACGCACCAAACACAUUGAGAUUGAUUGUCACUUUGUCUGGCAACGUCUCCUUAUUGAUGUUGUUCGUCUCAUAACUGUUGGAACUUUAGAUCAGACUGCUGAUAUCUUCACGAAAACAUCAUCCUACUCGUUUUCGGACUCUAGUAUCCAAACUCAAGAUGGUAUUCUUAGCUCGCACUUGAGUUUGAAGAAGAAUGUUAAAGUAUAA